CACUUACCAUUUUACCAUUAACUCUCCCUCUUUCACCGUCUUGCUGUGGGACUAGAUUAGGAGCCCAGUUACUUCCCCCUUUUUAAGGAAAACCAUUUCAAGGGUUUCUAUGAUUUUGAUCAAAACAUGAGAUUCAAAACAAACCUCAAAACAAACAAACUGACUAUAUAGUUGCCCUACUUCAUCUCUCUUUUCCACCUUCCCUAUAUGCUAUAUAUCAUAUGCAUAUAUAUCGUCCCUAUCAUUCUCCAUUUUCAAUCAUCAUUGAUCCCUCUCUUUCUCUCAUGGCAUUCCUGAACCCUAGCUAGUAAAAUUUCAUAUACCCUUGACGAUCAAACACUUUUUGAGUUAUCAUUCUUAAUUCUUUAGCAGCUUCUCUGCAACUGGAACUGUAAGCUCAGAGCGUUAGAUCAUCUCUUUCGUAACUGAGCUCUCUAUACAAUCUCUUCCUAUUUUAUUACUCUUAUAGGAUCAUAAAAUCCAUUCUGAAAUCUUUCUGUUUGCAAGCUAUUUGUGGGCUUUCUUACCCCAAUCUCCUUCUCUCUUUAUAGCAAAAAGCUUUCAAGAUCACCUCUUAAACCUCCAAGAACGCUCAAGACACCCACAUGGACUCCCUACAAGAAUUUGACUCCACAUCCACCACUCUCCCACUCACCUCCAUAACAAGCACCACCACCGGCCCCACUGCCUCUUCCACUUCCUCCAUCUCCUCCACCUCCACUCUCAGCCGCUACGAGAACCAAAAGCGGCGAGACUGGAACACCUUCGGCCAAUACCUCCGCAACCACCGUCCUCCACUCUCCCUCUCCCGGUGCAGCGGGGCGCACGUCCUGGAGUUCUUGCGCUAUCUAGACCAGUUUGGAAAAACCAAAGUCCACACUCAACUCUGCCCCUUCUUUGGCCACCCGAACCCCCCUGCCCCCUGCCCGUGUCCUCUCCGCCAGGCAUGGGGUAGCCUUGAUGCUCUAAUUGGCCGCCUCCGUGCCGCCUUUGAAGAGCAUGGGGGCAAGCCAGAGAACAACCCUUUUGGAGCUCGUGCUGUUAGGCUUUAUCUACGUGAAGUUAGAGAUUCACAAGCUAAAGCUCGAGGGAUUAGCUACGAGAAGAAGAAGAGAAAGAGAUCUCAACAUCAGCAGCAGCAGCAGCAGAGUCCUGCAUUAUCAAUGGCACCACCGCCACCAGCAGCAGCCACUAGUGCAAGUGAUGACCAUGAGUAAAAAUUAAAAAGUUACCACCCAUUUCAAUUAAAGAGCCAGAAUGAGGGUAAAACUCAUUAGAACCUACUCUUUCAUAAUUUUAUUUGCAAUAUGACUAUGAGCUAAGCACUCUAUCUUAUUGUAUCAUAUAUGCGAUGUUUCUUAGUGGGUUUUAAGGAACUAUUUAGAUUUUUAGAUAAUGAACUUGGAUUUAUAUUAUCUUAUUGGAUACCAUUUUCUUCGUCGUAGCAGUAAUAGUAUUGAUCGGAGAGGUAGCUGUUUAUGAACAUGUGUGUGACUUCAUAUAUACUAUUUGUCACGGAUAUGUAGCUGGAAAUCAUAUCAUUUAUGACAAGCAAUAGAUUUGGAGAUCA
Messenger RNA from Manihot esculenta (cassava), 1570 nucleotides. RefSeq names its product protein LIGHT-DEPENDENT SHORT HYPOCOTYLS 4. The transcript has a single exon. NCBI's taxonomy places the organism in Eukaryota, Viridiplantae, Streptophyta, Magnoliopsida, Malpighiales, Euphorbiaceae. Gene Ontology annotation, cellular component: nucleus. Gene Ontology annotation, biological process: response to light stimulus; mRNA transcription. The record is from RefSeq and is a predicted model, not a curated record. The coding region runs from base 606 to 1217 and encodes 203 amino acids.